This is a messenger RNA of Somion occarium, 4784 nucleotides long. Lineage: Eukaryota; Fungi; Basidiomycota; Agaricomycetes; Polyporales; Cerrenaceae. The record is from the annotation of a GenBank genome assembly.
AGCCUGCUAUGCGUCAUUCUCAUACCAGUUCUCAAAGUCAUUAAUUCAUGCUUGCGUAGGUGUGCUUACGAUUUCCGGCCUAGGAGCGUCGAGCAAUGCUGGAAAGGAGUCAACCCCGUAAUGCAUGCCGCUGCUGCCGAACUCGAACACCGAGAGUCAAUCGAAAGAAGCGCUGAGGCCCGUUAUCCCUGGGGUCACUCCGCAUGGCUGAGAGAUUUCUCAGCGAGAUAUAUACCACGGACUGUGCAUAUGAGCGACCAGAAGCUUGUCUUUUGCCCCUUCCAGCUUCGUUGUUGUGAACCCGGCCUUCGUACAGGAUCCUAGAAUUGACAGAAUGGACAAGGAAGCGUCUGUCGAGAAAGAUCUCGAGGCUGGAUCGCAGAGGGAGGAUGUUUCCCAGGAUCUGGAUUAUGGACAAUCCAAGCCCAAAACGCGCUCUUGUUCAUUUGCCUUUGGUAGGUUACCAGACCUCCGCACACCCUUCAUUCUGAAGGAAGUACCACCUCCAAAGCCAUCACUCGAUGACGCUGACUUCCUUCCUGAAGCAACUGCUGGAUGGUUUAGCUUCCUCACGUUCGGUUGGAUCACAUAUAUUCUAGCAUUGGGAUACGCCAGACCGUUAGAGGCCUCUGAUCUAUACAAACUCCAAGAUAAACGGUCUGCGAAGAUCAUCGGGGACAAGAUCACAGCGUCCUUUGCCGCUCGUGUUGAGAAAGCGAACGAGUAUAAUGCUCGACUUGCGAGCGGCAAGAUCAAGCCCGGUUGGCGUGCUAUAUGGUGGACUCUGCAAGGUAAAAGAGUAGAACGCGAGAAGCAUUGGCGCGAAAAGGCUGGCAAGAAGCGGCCGAGCCUCGUCCUGGCUAUGAACGAUAGCGUCAAGUUUUGGUUCUGGUCCGCUUUCUUCUUGAAGCUCAUUGGAGACGUCACGACGAUUCUGACACCUCUGGUCGUCAAGACGCUCAUCGUCUUUGCGACUGUCUCUUACAAUGCGCAUCUUGCUGGCCAGCAGGCCCCACCCAUUGGUAAAGGUAUUGGUCUCGCCAUCGGGUUGUUCGCAAUGCAGGUAUUCUCUUCGAUGUGCCAACAUCAUUUCUUCUAUCGAAGCACGACGACGGGUGUGCUCCUCCGCGGAGGUCUUAUUACCGCCAUCUACGAUCGCUCACUCAAAUUGACCACCCGUGCUCGUACGACACUCACCAAUGGAAAGCUGGUUAACCACAUCUCAACCGAUGUCUCGCGAAUAGAUUUCUGCUGCGGGUUCUUCCACCUCUCUCUGAUCGCUCCAGUUCAGAUGGCUAUCUGCCUCAUAUUGCUACUGCUCAACUUAGGUCCGUCAGCAUUAGCUGGCUUCGCUUUCUUUGUGUUGGGUACCCCGGCGCAGACGAUUGUUAUGAAACGGUUGACGGGAUUCAGACAGAAGAGUAUGGCAUGGACAGAUAAGAGAGCGAAGUUGUUACAAGAGCUUCUUGGGGGAAUGAAAAUCAUCAAGUUCUUUGCAUGGGAGGUGCCGUAUCUGAAGAGGAUCGCAGAUUACCGGUCGCAUGAGAUCAAAUACAUCCGAUCUCUGUUAAUGCUUCGAUCUGCCAAUAACGCGGUUGCAGUUUCAUUACCGGUGUUGGCUUCGGUUCUCUCCUUCGUGGCGUACUCUCUAUCCGGGCACAGUCUCGAUCCCGCGAACAUAUUCUCUUCGUUAACGCUUUUCCAGCUUCUUCGUCUUCCUCUGAUGCUGCUUCCUAUGUCCUUCAGCUCGAUCGCAGACGCCCAAAAUGCCGUCAAACGUCUUCACGAUGUCUUCGAGGCCGAAACACUCAUCGAGACCAAGUCCAUUGACGAAGACAUGAAAGAUGCAGUGAUCAUAGAACACGGAGAAUUCACAUGGGACAGUCCACCUCCACAAGCCCUAAGUACCAAGAAGAAAGGACUUCUGGGUGGCACUAAGACUCCAAAGAGACAAUCAACUUCUACUCCCAAUGCAGGCUCGGAGAUGAAGGUGUUUAGUAUGAAGGAUGUGAACUUGACUAUUCCAGAAGGCCAGUUGACGGCUAUUGUUGGACCGGUCGGGACAGGGAAGACGUCGUUGCUUGAGGCGAUGAUUGGCGAAAUGAGAAAGGUAGCUGGCACAGUAAAAUUCAAAGGAACAGUUGCAUACUGUCCUCAAUCAGCUUGGAUCCAGAAUGCAACUGUUCGAGAGAAUAUCUGUUUUGGACGAGCUUUCGACGAAGAUCGAUACUGGAAAGCCGUCAAGGAUGCAUGUCUCGAGACUGACCUCGAGAUGCUCCCCAAUGGUGACCUUACUGAAGUCGGCGAGCGAGGGAUCUCACUUUCCGGUGGCCAAAAGCAACGUAUCAACAUAUGUCGCGCUAUCUAUGUCAACGCUGAUAUCCUCAUAUUCGAUGACCCUCUUUCAGCCUUGGAUGCCCAUGUCGGGAGGUCCGUGUUUAACAAUGUCUUCCUGAAUGCCGCUGCAGGCAAGACUCGGAUUCUCGUCACCCACGCCCUCCACUUCCUCCCUCAAGUGGACUACAUUUACACUGUCCUUGAUGGAAAGAUCGCCGAACGCGGUACCUAUCAAGAACUGAUAACCAACGAAGGUGCUUUCGCUAGAUUCAUCCGGGAGUUCGGUUCGAAGGAGGAAAAGGAAGAUAAGGAGGAAGAGGCGAUUGAAGAUGUUGCUGUAUCAGACGAGAAACAAGUGACGAAGAAAGAAAAACCUGGCGGUGCAGCUCCGCCUCUUAUGCAAGCAGAAGAGCGGAAUACUGGUGCUGUGCCUGGAUACAUCUACAAGGAAUAUCUGAAAGCGGGAAAUGGCACUCUUAUCCUUCCUCUGCUACUUCUCUCGAUUGUGUUUUUGCAAGGAGUACAAGUCAUGUCCUCGUACUGGCUCGUAUAUUGGCAGGAGCUGAAAUGGGAUGAACCCGCAGGGUUCUACAUGGGUAUCUAUGCCGGGUUGGGCGUUGCUCAAGCAGGUGGCUUUGCUAUCAUGGGCACUCUGUUCUCAUUUCUCACCUAUUUCGCCUCUCGGCAGCUUCAUAAGGAUGCCAUUAAGCGCGUUAUGCAUGCACCCAUGUCCUUCUUCGAGACCACUCCUUUGGGGCGCAUCAUGAACCGAUUUUCGAAAGACAUCGACACUGUCGACAAUAUGCUUGGUGACUCUCUGAGAAUGUUUAUGAACACGUUUUCCAAUAUUCUCGGAGCGGCCAUCCUCAUUGCAAUCAUUCUGCCUUGGUUCUUGAUCGCGUUCUUCGUCGUCUCGAUCGCUUACGUUUGGGCUGCAAUCUUCUAUCGCGCAAGUGCCAGAGAAUUGAAGCGGCUGGAUUCAAUCCUUCGUUCGUCACUUUACAGCCACUUCUCGGAGUCUUUGUCGGGUUUGGCCACUAUUCGUGCGUAUGGCGAAACCGAUCGCUUUUUGGUUGAGAACCAGAAGCGGAUUGACAUCGAGAACAGGGCAUAUUGGCUCACAUGUACCAAUCAGCGAUGGUUAGGUAUACGUUUGGAUUUCCUCGGCAUACUCUUGACAUUCGUGGUCGCAAUGUUGACCGUCGGCACGAGAUUCAGUAUUUCUCCAUCUCAAACUGGCGUGACUCUGUCCUACAUCAUCAGCGUCCAGCAAGCCUUUGGGUGGAUGGUACGUCAGAGUGCUGAGGUUGAGAACAACAUGAACAGUGUCGAACGUAUCGUCCACUACGCACGCCAGUUGGAGCAAGAGGCCCCUCAUGAGAUUCCAGAAGCGAAACCACCGUCUCCUUGGCCCUCAGAGGGUCGGGUGGAGCUCAAGGAGGUGGUCCUCAGAUACCGCCCAGAACUUCCGGCCGUUCUCAGAGGCCUUACUAUGAGUGUCAGGCCAGCAGAGAAGGUUGGCAUCGUUGGCCGGACUGGUGCCGGCAAAAGUUCCAUUAUGACAGCUUUAUAUCGACUGGUCGAGUUGACGUCCGGAACGAUAACCAUCGACGGUGUGGAUAUCUCCAAAGUUGGAUUGACCGAUCUUCGCAGAGGGCUUGCUAUCAUUCCUCAGGACCCACUCCUAUUCUCGGGCACCUUUCGAAGUAAUCUUGACCCAUUCGGUCAACACGAUGACGCCACGUUAUGGGACGCUCUCAAGCGUGCAUACCUAGUAGAAGACAGGAGACUGGGUUCAAUAGACCAAGACGACGACGCAACCUUGGGCUCAAGUACACCCAUUAACCGGUUUACUCUUGACAGUCCGGUGGAAGAUGAAGGCGGUAACCUUUCAGUCGGACAAAGAUCUCUAGUUUCUCUGGCAAGAGCGCUCGUUAUCAAUACCAAAGUUUUGAUUCUUGACGAGGCUACUGCAUCUGUCGAUUAUGAGACUGACAGAAAGAUUCAAGACACCAUUGCGACGGAGUUCGCUGACCGGACAAUCCUCUGCAUUGCACAUCGUCUUCGAACGAUUAUUGGCUACGACAGGAUAUGCGUCAUGGAUGCAGGCCAAAUUGCAGAGUUUGACACCCCCAAGAACUUGUACAAGCAAACAGAUAGCAUCUUCCGAGGGAUGUGUGACCGGUCUUCCAUCACUUUCGACGAUAUCCUGUACGCUGCGAAGGCGACAAAAGACUGAGCGUGAAUGAAUGGAUGAAGGAAUCAAAUUGUGGUUGAUUCAGCGGAAUGGACGGAUUGAUAGACAUCUAUACCAGAUCUUGACGAGUAAUGACAGAUGUAACGAUAACGAUAGAUAAAUACGAUAUAACCGGAUGUAAGAGAUAUGAUGUAACGUUCUUGAUGACAAAAAUGUCUGGCAUGAACUUCUAUAGACGAGCAUUCUUGGG